AUGCUUCGCGGUGCAGGCCGUCUCGCCCAGGUUUCUCGUUGCUCCUGUAAGCAGGCUGCUCGAAAGUUUCAUUCCGAACGCUAUUCCAAAAGCGCAAACAGCGCACUCCUCUAUGCCGCCGCCACCGUGACUGUUGGCGCGAUAUGGUAUUCUACACACUCGGUCAUUCACAACGACGCAUCUCCAGCUGACGAUGUCGUCCAAAAGAAACUUUCUGGGAUAAUACAUCGCUCGGAUUCCAAGGUGUCCAGUAGUGAUAAGCUCGGGUUAGAUACUCUCGUAUGGGGCUCAAACAAGGCGCAUAUCUUAGCUCUAGACAAUGAGACCCUCGACUCCAUCCGCACUCCCGCAACCGCCGCCUGGCUCGACAAUGUCGCCCUGCGCGAUCUGGCGUUGCAUGAACGGCAUGCAGCAUGUGUUGAUGCACGGGGAGAUGUUUAUCAGUGGGGAGAUGGCUUCAGUAGCUGCGUGGAGUCGUCUUCAGGAAAGCCUAUGCGCACGUUGCGCGGGAUGAAUAUCGUUCGGAUUCAAGUCACGCCUUCUCGCGUAUUUGCGUUGUCGGCAUCAGGCCGGAUUUACGUGCUGUCUUCGUCUGCUCAGCAACAGACGCUACCACCCGGUACGCCGACACCAACUAGUUCGCCCUGGUGGGGUACUGGAUGGCUUUGGGGUGACGAGGAAGGAGUUGAUUUUGCGGAGGUCACACCACAUGAAAAGUUGCAUUGGGGGGAAAAGUUUGUGUCUAUAGCUGGUGGAAGCGACCAUCUUCUUGCCCUAACAUCCUCGGGUCGCACGUUCGCACAUCCUAUCACGUUGAACGCGAAUAGCUAUGGACAACUUGGCCUUCGCAAGAUCGACGUACCUGCACCUGCUUCUGCGUCUCAUCCGCACUUGCCACACGGUCACAGGCGCGUCCAGCUCGAGUUAACGCCCAAGUCGAUAGCAGAUCCGUAUGCGAAGUCGAGUCCAGCCACCCGGCCGGUUUCGCCUCCGGUCGAAAAAUCUGCAGACGCAAGUGAUUUCGGGCUGGAUGACAGAGGCCUCAAUUUCUCAGAUAAGCUAUUUGAGAUUCCUGCACUGCGUGGUGUACAGGUGGACAGCAUAGCCGCUGGAUCGCGAAGCAGUUUUGCGAAGACGGCGGGGCGUGUGCUUGGUUGGGGUGCAAAUGAAUUUGGGUGUGUAUCGUCAUCUCCAUUGGUUGCAUGCCCGGUCUUUAUCAUGAAGAUGCACAGACAAAUCGGCCUGGGGAGCCAGGUGACGCUGGAUACAAUCACAGUGCCUACGGAGGUUAUCCUAUGGAGGUCGACGCCCAGUGCGAUGCGGACGACGUGUCUUGACGUCUAUGCAGGUGGCGACCUUACCUUCUUCAAAGUCGAGCGAUCAGAUGGAACCGCAAUGCCAUACAUCGACGUCCUCGCCUGUGGCAAUGGACAAUGGGGUGGGCUAGGGAACGCCCAAUUCAGCAAUGCGCAGAGCACGCCUGUGCGUGCCCGGAGCGUCAGCGGUCUUCUUGAAUAUAGCGAGAAGCACAACAACCUGCAGGCUAUCAUGCCCAGUGAUAUUUCCGUUUCACCAACAGGGCACGUUUUGCUGACACUAGAUACGCUCGUGCACGGAGGUCCCGGUGCUGCCGGACGGGAUGUCAUGGCAUGGGGAGCUAACUAUGAGUACCAGCUGGGCAACGGGAAGCGGGGCAGUGUUUCGUCUCCGGCUGUGAUACAGGAUGGAGAUGGCGAGCGACUCAUGCUGCAGAAGCGACGGGCUACAGAAGUCAGAGACCUGCAGGGGAAGAUAUGGAAGAAGGGCGUGGAGGUCGAGCAGCGGGCGGUGGCGGGGUGGGGGAACAGUUUUGUCUACUGGAAGAUUUGUUCGUAA
This is a messenger RNA of Fibroporia radiculosa, 1875 nucleotides long. RefSeq lists its product as uncharacterized. Gene Ontology annotation, cellular component: mitochondrial inner membrane. Gene Ontology annotation, biological process: mitochondrial respiratory chain complex III assembly. The record is from RefSeq and is a predicted model, not a curated record. NCBI's taxonomy places the organism in Eukaryota, Fungi, Basidiomycota, Agaricomycetes, Polyporales, Fibroporiaceae. The transcript has 5 exons. The coding region runs from base 1 to 1875 and encodes 624 amino acids.